GGGAGGGGGCGCAGAGGAGGACCGCCCGCCCGCAGGGACUUCGGCGGAAAAAAGCUGCUGGACUGGAUACUUUGGAGGGCCCUAUGGCUGUGUAUGAUGAAGACCUCUUGAGGAACCCUUUCUAUUUAGCCAUGCAGAAACGACGUCCUGAUCUCUGCAGGAAGGUUGCAGAACUCCAUGGAACUAUACUGGUACCUUGUAAAGGCAGUCUUUCCAACAGUGUCAUUUCAGCUUGCCAGUUUGACUCCUACAUUCUCAAAGCAGCAGACAACAACUUUCACACUUUGAAUGGAAAGGAAAUCUUUAUACAAGGAAAUAUGAUCAUCCUUGGGGGCGAAUUUAACCAGCAUUGCCCAAUACCUAUUCUCUUUGAGGAAACGUUUUAUAAUGACAGGGAAGAGAGCUUUAACAUCCUUUGUAUAGCUCAUCCUCUGGAGAAAAGUGAAAGUAAAGAACCAUCCUCGACGGCAUCCAACUCUUACUCCUUGAAAAACAUUGAAGAUGUGAAAGAGUUCUUGGGAAGGCAUGCAGAAAAAUUUGAUAAAGCUAUUGCAUCUUUCCACAGGACUUUCAAGGAACAUGACAGGAAAAUCCUGCGACACUAUAUAGAUUCUGUGAACGCCCUCUACACAAAAUGCAUUCAGCAGUUGUUGAGAGAUUCCCACCUUAGAAUGCUUGCAAAGCAGGAACUUCAGAUGAACCUGAUGAAACAAGCUGUGGAUAUGUAUAUCCAUCACUCUCUCUAUGACAUCAUCUUUAAAUAUGUGGGGACCAUUGAAGCAAGUGAGGAUGCAGCUUUCAACAAAAUUACCCGAAGUUUACAAGACUUGCAGCAGAAAGAUCUGGGUAUCAAGCCUGAGUUCAGUUUCAACAUCCCACGUGCAAAGCGAGAACUGGGGCAGCUGAACAAGUGCACCUCUCCCCAACAGAAGCUUCUCUGCUUGCGCAAAGUGGUGCAAAUCAUCAUGCAAUCUCCGAGUCAGAGAGUUAACAUGGAGACUAUGUGUGCUGAUGACCUCCUUUCAGUGUUGCUCUAUCUCCUUGUGAAAACAGAAAUUCCUAACUGGAUGGCAAACCUGAGCUACAUCAAAAACUUCAGAUUUAGCAGCUCAGCAAAGGAUGAGCUGGGAUAUUGCUUGACCUCUGUUGAGGCUGCAAUAGAAUAUAUCCGUCAAGGAAACCUCUCUGACAGGACACCGGGAUCUGAAGGAUUUAACGAGAAGCUGUUCUUAAGACAGAGAAUGAAUUUGCUCUCCCAAAUGUCCACCACCCCCAUAGACUGCUUGUUUAAGCAUGUUGCUUCGGGCAACCAAGAAGAAGUAGAACGCUUGUUGAGCCAAGGAGACAGUGAUAAAGAUACUGUGCAAAACAUGUGCCACCCGCUCUGCUUUUGUGACAAAUGUGAGAAGCUAGUUUCUGGGAAGCUGAAUGAUCCUUCCAUUGUUACACCAUUUUCUAGAGAUGACCAGGGUUUUACUCCACUCCAUGUAGCUGCUAUUUAUGGGCAAGCCUUGUUAAUUGACUUGUUAGUCUCCAAAGGCGCCGUUGUCAACGCCACGGAUUACCACGGAUCAACACCACUUCAUCUUGCCUGUCAAAAAGGAUACCAAAAUGUUACUCUCCUCUUACUACAUUAUAAGUCAAGCAUGGAAGCCCAAGAUAAUAAUGGCAACACUGCACUCCAUUUAGCCUGCACUUACGGGCAUGAGGAUUGCGUCAAGGCUCUGGUUUAUUAUGAUGUCCAUUCGUGCAAGUUAGACAUUGGUAAUGAAAAAGGAGACACACCCCUCCACAUAGCUGCCCGCUGGGGCUACCAAGGCAUCAUCGAAGUCCUCCUGCAGAAUGGAGCCAACCCAGGUGUUCUGAACCGGAUGAAAGAGACUCCUGUCCAAUGCGCAUUAAAUUCAACGAUUAUAUCCUUAAUGGAGCUGAACUACCUCGCUUUUGAAAAAGGACAGAGUGCUUCUCAGUCACCGAUCCGAUCUUCUUCGUAUUGUGAGGACACCAUCAGCCAAGUAUCAUCCACCUCCAGUUUAUCUUCAGUAACACCAGUGGCAACAGUGACACCAGAAGAAACCAAAGCUCAUUAUAAAGAGGUGGACAAACUUUUAAGAGCAGUUGCUGAUGGAGACUUGGAGAUGGUGCGUUAUCUCUUGGAAUGGGUGGAAGACGAUCUGGAAGAUCCCAGAGAAGCCAGCAAUAUGGGGACCCCAGAAUUAUGUCAUCCUUUGUGUCAGUGUUGUAGAUGUAGUCCUUUGCAAAAGAAGUUCUUCAGGCUCCCCUCUAAUGACCUUGGAGUGAAUGCCACAAAUCAAACUGGCUUGACGUCGCUGCAUGUCGCUGCUCUACAUGGGCAUGUGGACCUGGUAGCCCUCUUACUGAAACAUGGAGCAGACAUUGCAGCCAAAGAUGUGAACCAAACAGGACCUCUCCACUUUGCCUGCCAGAAUGGUCACUUUCAGGUAGUGAAAUGUCUGAUAGAGUGCAAUGCUAAGCCAAACAAAAAGGACAUUUAUGGAAAUACUCCCUUAAUGUAUGCUUGCUUGAAUGGCUAUCAGGAGAUACCAGCCUUUUUAUUACAGCAUGGAGCUUCAGUUAACCUUUCCAAUAACCAAGGCAACACGCCUCUCCACAAAGCGGUGAUAGGCAAUUACGAAGCUUUGGUUCAGUUGCUGCUGCAGUACGGCGCAUCGGUCUACCUUAGGAACAACAGGCAGUGCACCCCUCUUGACUAUGCUGAGCCUAAUUCAGGCCUCCUCAAGCUUCUUCACGCUGCAGCAUCCUCCGAAGAGGAAGGACAGACGCUCUGCGAAGUGCACAUGACCCGGAAGAUCAGGAAAAAAAUCAGUUUUAAGACUCCCGAGACAGCGGAUGAUCUCGUUGCCCGACAUCUUCAACUGCUCGAGUCAAUCCACCGAUUUAACAAAUCGAGAGACUUGCGCAAAGCGAUAACAAAAGAUAAAAGUGUGCCUAACUUCGAUGAAGAAUUAUUGCAUCAGCUAGCUAUCAAGAGCUUUGAUAAGAACAAACAGAAUCCAGUGGAUGUGUUAGAGCAAAUCCAAACUCAUAAUCUUGAUGCCAACAGCAGUGGUGGAUCUGUAACAGCUGAAGAUGAGGUUGAUGCAGAGACAGCACCUCUUAGAAACAAAGAAAUACAUCAGAGUCACGCUGUUAGUGUGGCACUUUCAACAACAGAUAUCAGUGACUUCUGCAUUGUGUCCAGAGAUCCAAAUGCUGCUUCCACUGACAGCUGUCCUGAGGGGUGAUGCCCUAAAAAAGAUGAACAAGGAAAUCUGGGGGCAUCUUACAUAAGGAAUACAAGAUUCAGGUGGAGUCAUUUUCUCAUUCAACAUUAAGGAGGCUACUUGGAACAAGGUUUUCAAAAUUGUAUCAGACAUUCAGCAGGAAGAGAAGCCGCCUGCUCUUACUUGCACUUCUGGAGACUGACAUUUUCGUUUAUUUUUGAAUAAAUCAUUAAAAUCCCGUACAACAGAGCUAUAUUUAAAAAAAAAAAAACUAGAAACAUAUUGAGAUGAUAAAAUCUUUAUUCUAUAGUAUUGCACUCGUUAAUUUUAGUAACGACAGGUAUGUGAGAGCAAAACUUUUUACGGCAUUUCUGAGGACUGUUCUGUCUUAAUCUGGAGAGGCAGUGGUUUGUUUUAGCUGGUGAACUGCUAAUUUAUGCUGAUUGAUAGAAUGCUUAUCAUACUCUCAACAGUGAGAUGUGUUUAAAAGUUAAAGAGGCAAAAUUGCGUAGCUCAUUUCGUGCUCACUGAAUUUAUUGCAGUGGAGGUCGUACGCUGAUGAUGAAGUUGGGGUAGAGAAAUUAGAAUAAUUCCUAAUUUAACUUUUAACAAAGGGUACACUGUAUCUUGCAGAAGAGACCAGAAGCCUAAUUAAAAGAAUUCCCCCUAUGUGAGGACUGAAACGUCUAUUCAGAACAUGUUUGUAUUAUAUGAAACACCCACACAACUGAGCAGCGCAACCCCAUUUGCUAUUUAAAUUAUCUAUUUGUGGCACAAAAAAACAGACCUCCUUUCAGUGAGCCUAGUUAAGCAGAGCACGUCUGUUUUAAGUUGCAAUUCCUGAGAAGCAGCUUCAGUGCCCUUCCUUUCAAAGGCACUUCCAACUAGUCUGUUGUGCACUUUAAGAAACAGGAUGUCAACUUUAGGUGAACAUUCAAGUCGAUUAUGGUGAAUAGCGCAAUAAUUUUGGUCAUUUCAUAUUUUGUGUUUAUGUAAUAUUUCUGUACAAAAUUGUGCGCUUUUUAAAUUGGUGUAAUAACUUGUUUUAGGUAGUAAGGUUGUCUUAGGAUUUCUCUGUAUAGUACAUUAAGGUUUAAAAAUUGAGCUUUAGCUUGCUGCUGAAAAAGUCUAUUUUUCUACUAAGUGAUUCACCUAAUUUUCUUAUGUGCCUUGGACUUGUGCCAAAUGAUGUAAACUAAAGUAGUAAAAUUAACAGUUCUGUGUUCUUAA
Candoia aspera is the source of this 4475-nucleotide messenger RNA. It is a transcript of the gene ANKRD27, whose product is annotated as ankyrin repeat domain 27. Gene Ontology annotation, biological process: early endosome to late endosome transport; neuron projection morphogenesis. Lineage: Eukaryota; Metazoa; Chordata; Lepidosauria; Squamata; Candoiidae. Gene Ontology annotation, molecular function: guanyl-nucleotide exchange factor activity; SNARE binding. Gene Ontology annotation, cellular component: tubular endosome; late endosome; early endosome. The record is from RefSeq and is a predicted model, not a curated record. The transcript has 29 exons. Bases 84 to 3266 code for a protein of 1060 amino acids.